Molecule: messenger RNA, 1236 nt
Organism: Parastagonospora nodorum SN15
Lineage: Eukaryota; Fungi; Ascomycota; Dothideomycetes; Pleosporales; Phaeosphaeriaceae
Exons: 6
Coding region: 1-1236 (411 amino acids)
Source: RefSeq, a predicted model, not a curated record
AUGAAGUUCGACACAUCCAUCAUUCUCGCCACAUUGGCUGCUGCGGCCGUCGCGGCUCCGGCUCCAUAUGACGGUGUUGCCAGGCGCUAUGUCGACACAACUGGCAACAAAUUGCCAGCAGAAUACGCCGCCUCUGUGCGCCGCAUGGUCUCAGAGAAGGCCAACAACAAGCGACAGCUCGACCAGCUCCUAGGCGGCCUUCUCGGCGGCAAGGGAGACGCUGGUGCUGCAGGUGCUGGUGCAGGCGCUGGUGGUGCUGGCGGCCUCGCUGCUCUCCUCGGCGGCGCUGGAGGCAACGCCAACGCUGCUGGAGCCGGAAAUGCCGCUGGAGCUGGAAACGCCGCUGGAGCCGGAAACGCAGCAGCGAACGGUAAAGCCAAGGGCAACGGUGCAAAUGCUGGCGCAGCCGCCGGUGCUGGCAACGCUGCGAACGGCAAGGCCAAGGGUCAGGCCAAGGGAGCUGCUGGUGCCGGUGCUGGAGCUGGUGCGGUUGCUGGUGGUGCAGCAAACAACGGCACUGCCGCUGCUGGAAACGCCGCGGCAGGAAACGGAGCCGCAAACCUGGCUGGCGGCAAGGCCAAGGGCAAUGGUGCUGCCGCGAACGCUGGCAAAGCCAAGGGCAACGGUGCGGGAGCUGCUGCUGGAGCUGGAAACGGUGCCGCAAACGCAGGCAAGGCCAAGGGCAACGGCGCAGGAGCUGCAGCUGGCGCCGGAAACGGUGCCGCAAACGCAGGCAAGGCCAAGGGCAACGGCGCAGGAGCUGCAGCUGGCGCCGGCAACGGCGCUGCCAACGCUGGAAACGCCGCCAAUGCUGGAAACGGUGCAGCCAACGCUGGCAAGGCUAAGGGUAACGGUGCUGGAGCUGGUGCUGGAGCGAAUGCUGGUAACAACGCUGCCAACAACGCCAAUGCUGGAAACGCUGCCAACAACGCCAACGCUGGAAAUGCUGCCAACAACGCCAACGGUGCGGCAAAUGCUGCCAACGGUGCCAACGCUGGAAACGCUGCCAACGCUGCCAACGGUGCAAAUGCCGCCAACGCCAACGGAGCCAACGCUGCCAACGGAGCCAACGCUGCCAACGGUGCAAAUGCCGCCAACGGUGCAAACGCUGCCAAUGGAGCCAACGCUGCCAACGGUGCGAACGCUGCCAACGGAGCCAAUGGCGGAGCCCAGAAGCAAGGCAGCGCAGCCGGCGCCGCCGACUCUGCCGCCGCCGAUGCUCAGGAGGAGGACUAG